Scleropages formosus (Asian bonytongue) is the source of this 3191-nucleotide messenger RNA. RefSeq names its product MAU2 sister chromatid cohesion factor (gene mau2). Gene Ontology annotation, biological process: mitotic sister chromatid cohesion. Bases 39 to 1835 code for a protein of 598 amino acids. The record is from RefSeq and is a predicted model, not a curated record. The transcript is spliced from 19 exons. NCBI's taxonomy places the organism in Eukaryota, Metazoa, Chordata, Actinopteri, Osteoglossiformes, Osteoglossidae. Gene Ontology annotation, molecular function: protein binding.
GGCAGGCAGUGGUGCUUGUUGUUGUCGUCGUCGUCAAAAUGGCGUCUGGCGGCGAGGCCCCGGAGUCGUGGUACCUGGCCUUGCUGGGCUUCGCCGAGCACUUCCGCACCUCGAGUCCGCCCAAGAUUCGCCUUUGCGUGCAUUGCCUGCAGGCCGUCUUUCAGUUCAAGCCGCCGCAGAGGGUGGAGGCCCGGACUCACCUUCAGCUGGGCUCCGUGCUCUACCACCACACGAAGAACAGCGAGCUCGCCCGGAGCCAUCUCGAGAAGGCGUGGAUUAUAUCGCAACAAGUCCCUCAAUUUGAAGAUGUCAAAUUUGAAGCUGCAAGUCUUCUUUCAGAACUCUACUGCCAGCAGAAUUUGGUGGAUUCUGCAAAGCCACUCUUACGAAAGGCCAUCCAGAUCUCCCAGCAGACACCCUACUGGCACUGUCGGCUGCUCUUUCAGCUGGCGCAACUGCACACACUGGAGAAGGACCUGGUGUCUGCCUGUGACCUCCUGGGAGUGGGAGCUGAGUACGCCAGGGUCGUGGGCUCCGAGUACACAAGAGCACUGUUUCUUUUGAGUAAAGGGAUGCUGCUGCUGAUGGAACGUAAACUGCAGGAGGUGCACCCGCUGCUCACACUGUGUGGGCAGAUUGUGGAGAACUGGCAAGGAAAUCCCAUCCAAAAGGAGUCUCUCAGGGUCUUCUUCCUGGUACUGCAGGUGACUCACUACCUGGACGCAGGGCAGGUGAAGAGCGUCAAGCCGUGUUUGAAGCAGCUACAGCAGUGCAUCCAGACCAUCUCCACGCUGCAUGAUGACGAGAUCCUGCCCAGCAACCCCGCAGACCUCUUCCACUGGCUGCCCAAGGAGCACAUGUGUGUACUGGUCUACCUGGUGACGGUCAUGCAUUCCAUGCAGGCUGGCUACCUGGAGAAGGCGCAGAAGUACACAGACAAAGCACUCAUGCAGCUGGAGAAGCUUAAAAUGCUGGACUGCAGUCCCAUCCUCUCCUCAUUCCAGGUCAUUCUGCUGGAGCACAUCAUCAUGUGCCGACUGGUCACGGGCCACAAAGCCACAGCGUUGCAGGAGAUCUCCCAGGUAUGCCAGCUAUGCCAGCAGUCUCCUCGGCUCUUCUCCAGCCACGCUGCUCAGCUCCACACUCUACUAGGUUUAUACUGCAUCUCUGUAAACUGCAUGGACAACGCAGAGGCACAGUUCACCACGGCCCUGCGGCUGACCACGCACCAAGAGCUGUGGACCUUCAUUGUGACCAACCUGGCCAGCGUCUACAUCAGGGAAGGGAACCGUCACCAGGAGCUUUACAGCCUUUUGGAGAGAAUCAACCCAGACCGCAGCUUUCCUGUCAGCUCCCACUGCCUGCGGGCUGCUGCCUUCUAUAUCCGGGGACUCCUUUCCUUUUUCCAGGGACGUUACAGCGAGGCCAAGCGCUUCUUGCGUGAGACUCUGAAGAUGUCCAAUGCUGAGGACCUGAACCGCUUGACUGCCUGCUCCCUCGUCCUUCUGGGACACAUAUUCUAUGUUCUGGGGAAUCACAGGGAGAGCAACAACAUGGUGGUUCCAGCCAUGCAGCUCGCCAGCAAAAUCCCUGAUAUGUCCGUGCAGCUGUGGUCCUCGGCUCUGCUAAAAGAUCUAAACAAGGCCUGUGGGAACACAAUGGAGGCCCACGAAGCAGCUCAGAUGCACCAAAACUUUUCCCAGCAGCUCCUACAGGACCACAUUGCGGCCUGCAGCCUCCCGGAACACAACCUCAUCAGCUGGACGGAUGGACCCCCGCCAGUCCAGUUCCAGGCCCAGAAUGGCCCCACCACAAGCCUGGCCAACCUGCUGUGACCCGCACUGUGAAACGGCCACCAUCUCCUCCCACCUCGCUGCCUUCAGCCAGAUCCUUCAGAUCCAUGCGUAUGCAGAUGUGGACCAAAAUUUGUCUCCGUGGUAGAGGAAUACGAAAGGAGGGAGGAUGGGAGAAGAGAUACUGACCAGAGGUUUCUGGGAUCUUGUGGGGCAGGGUUGAGGGGAGGGGCUGCCGGAGAGCCUCAGACACUCCAAGGUGAUGGACGAGCCAGACUUGUGCUGCUACCUCAAAAAAAGGCAGAGCUUGCUGGAGCGUGGGAAUGUGUGCGAAAUGUCAGAUGGACUUGCACUGGCAAUGCGGUCCUGCACACCAAGGAGCAAGCAGUGCAUCAUGGGGCAAAGAGGAGUCUGUGAGAGUCAGAAUGAGCAGGGUGGAUGCACUCCACCAGCAGGCUGCUGCUCUCAGGCCAGUUCCCAGGGUUAUGGGAGUGGUGCAGGGAGGAGCUCGUCGGGGAGUUGGCACGCUGCCAUUUGUCCUCGGACCUCCUCCGCAGUUGACCUUCGGAAACCACUGACCCCAAUGGUCCGCAGAGCACUGCGCGAGGGUCCCUCCCAUCUAUUGAUGUACCUGCAGCCCCUCACAGGUGGACCAUGCUGUGUGGACCAAGGGGUUGGUCAUCCGUGAUGUCACUCAAAAAAAUUCAUGCUCUUUACGUAUGUAAUUUAUUCAGACAUACAUUUUUUUAAACAUUUUGAGACUCAAAUUAUCCUGUUUGACUGUGGUGGAUAUUGUGAGUGUAAGGAACAUUUUUAUAUAUAUAUAGUUUUUUUUAAAUCUAAAUGAUGUUCUUUUUAUUCACAACAUUUAAACAAUCCUAAUGGUUACUUUUAAAGUAAGAAAAAAAAUAAGUAGAUACUGAAAGUAUUCGAGCAAAACCGAGAUUCACAAGGGGAGAUUUUGUUUGCUUGGUUCUUAUUUCGCCAGUCGAGGUUCUAGCAGUAUAGAAAUAACUACACUCCUUACUGAAAAGAGGCAGUAAAACAGCUGCAGUUAGGAACAAAAGAGUGAACAAGCGGAAAUAUUUUAGUAUUGAAGUUUUUUUAUUUAUUUAUUUGUGUGUGUGUGUGUGUGUGUGUGUGUGUGUGUGUGUGUGUGUGUGUGUGUGUGUGUGUGUGUGUGUGUGUGUGUGCCCGAGCGCGAGAUUUUAUGCAAAGCCCUCUGCCACGUGCAGUCCCCGAGUCGUCCAGCAGCGGUCACUGUACAGCAGCAUCCGCUGCGCUGCAGGGUUGAUGUUAGAAAAAAACCCUCUUUUUUUUUAACAUCCUACAGUACUUUUAUUUUUAUUUUCAUACCUAGUAUGUGUAAUAAACUUUUCAAGGAAGUCACACAGUCAU